Molecule: messenger RNA, 621 nt
Organism: Exophiala oligosperma
Lineage: Eukaryota; Fungi; Ascomycota; Eurotiomycetes; Chaetothyriales; Herpotrichiellaceae
Exons: 1
Coding region: 1-621 (206 amino acids)
Molecular function (GO): protein binding
Source: RefSeq, a predicted model, not a curated record
AUGUGCUUAGAAGAGUCCUUCUUCUGGGGCCAGCAGCAUCUCCCUCCAGAUGACCCGCACCACCAGUAUUCACAGUGCGCAUUGGGAUUGUUAUACCACAUAGAUGGACAAGUCAAGAAGGCAGUUCAGCUACUCGAGUCACUGGUUCAGAUCCAGGCGCUAACACUACCGGAGAAUCAUUCUCAGCUACUGUUGUCACAAGAGCUAUUAGCAUUGGCAUAUGUCGACGAUGGGCAAGUCAAGAAGGCAAUUCAGAUACUGGAGACAGUGGUUCAGAUCCAGACGCAAACGUUAGAGGAGUCUCAUGAUAUUCCGCUGAUGUCGCAAUCAAGCUUAGCAACAGCAUAUCAGGCCGAUGGUCAAAUUAAGAAAGCAGUUCAGCUACUAGAGACAGUGGUUCAGAUCGAGGCGCAAACGCUACCGGAGACUCAUUUUCAUCGACUGACAUCACAAUUCAAUCUGGCCACCCUGUUAUGGCGUCUGGGUCAACACGGCAGAGCGAUGCGGAUGAUGACGACUGUCGUGGAAAUGCGCCAACGCUCUCUUCGUGAGAACAAUCCGUGUCGCAGAAGAGCCGAGGGGUGGUUGGAUCACAUGAAAGUGUCUUUGGAGGAAGGAUAG